UCAUGCCUGAGACUAUGGAGAUCAGUGAUGCUGCCAAGUCUGGUGAUGGCACCACGCAGAAUGUCGGCAUCAAGGUGAAUGCAACCUUCCAGUGUGCCGAGUGCCGUCAGAAGUUCGAUUCCGAGAAGGCGAAGCAGUUGCACUGGAAGUUCAUUCAUGACCCCAACCGACACCAGGAAGACUGAGUGAGGGCAGGCUCUUUUAAGAGGAGUUGGGAGCCCUUUUUUGCAUCGUGUUGCUUUGCUUGGAGGGCCAGGAUGGUUUGCCGGGGCUGCUUUUAGCAUCCCCUUGGCAAGUUUUCAGCAAAUAGACCUUAUUGGUAUCUCUACCAUUCUCUACCCAUCCGUUCUGUGUGAGCUAGCCAGCUUGUCAGACAUAGCGCUACGGGCAGACUGCACACACUGAACCAUGCGCCGUAAAAUAGCUUUGCAGAAGGCAAGGUGGCAAGCAUUGGUCGGA
Molecule: messenger RNA, 459 nt
Organism: Durusdinium trenchii
Lineage: Eukaryota; Dinophyceae; Suessiales; Symbiodiniaceae
Source: the annotation of a GenBank genome assembly